UCUUCUGUACAUUUCUAUACAUAUUCCGGGAUAAUGGACCGCUUUCUUCUGUAUUAUAUUAUAUUAUAUUCAUGAUUUAGCUCUAAUGAAUCGUUAUGUCUCCUAAACUGAGAAUUUAAUGAUAAAGCAGUGAGGAAACAGUGAGUCGGGACAGAGAUUUAUCGCUGUGCUGAGGAGUCAAUCUCAGGUGGAAUUCAGCAUGUUCUCCAAGAAAGCUCAUGGAGAUGUGAGGAAAUCCACCCAGAAAUUUCUGGAUCCCAAGAAAGACGUGCUGACCAGACUCAAACACCUCCGAAUCAUCAUAGAAAAUGCUGAAGCGGCCGAGCUGAAGCGCUUCUUCGAUCAGAACUAUUCACACAUCUAUUACGUCUUCUUCGAGAACUUCGUGAUCAUCGAGGCGAACCUGAAACAGAAAGGCCACAAAUCACAGAGAGAAGAGCUCGACUCCAUUCUCUUCAUAUUCGAGAAAAUUCUGCAGUUGUUGCCAGAGCGAAUACAGGAGAGAUGGCAGUUCCACAGCAUCGGUCUCAUACUGAAGAAACUGCUGCACACUGGGAACUCACUGAAGAUCCGCAGGGAGGGCGUCCGCCUGUUCCUGUUAUGGUUGCAGGCUCUGCAGUGGAACGCUCUAAGAGAGCAGCUGUGGAUUUUCGCCUGUUUGAUCCCAGGAUUCCCUGCUCCUCACGGCGACCACGCCCCUCGCACCCUGGAUAACAUCAUCAACCCCCCACUCGCCCUCAUCGAGGGUCAGGUGACCCCAGAGGAGAUCAGUCCACUGGUUUUGCCCCAGUCUGGAGAUAAAGCUCAGGAGGACCUGACUGGUUACUUCCUGGAGGCUCUGCUGAAGUACAUGGUCACCCAGGCCAAGAGUUUGGAGUGGAGGUGUCGCGAGAACCACGAGAAGGGCUUCGCCUUCCUCUUUGCCAACUUUAAGAAGUUCUACCUUCCAUACAUCUUCCCAAACUUCUCCAAAGAGACCAGUCUGUUCUCUCCUAUACUGGAGAUCCCGGCGAUGCGACCCAGGCCGGCGUACGUGGUGGUGAAGAGAGACCUGGACACCAACGAGGCGCUCUACUGCACCAAGGAGAGCUUCCUAAACGCCCGCGUCAUCUUCAUCCGCUGGCUCGUCUGCUUCUGGCUCGAACCCAAACCCAACAUGCUAACACUCAUCCCGGGGGUGGAGGGUGAGAACGUCCCCAAAAACAUCCAGAGAGCGGCAGCAGGUCUGGCGAUGCGCUCCGAAGACUCCGCCCCUCGUUCCGGCGCUCUGGACGGAGGAGGCACGGGGGAGCCGGAGCAGUCUCACUCCAACACCAGCACCCUGACGGAGAGGGAACCCAGCUCGUCCAGUCUGUGCAGCAUGGACGGGGAGAACCUGAGCGCCGUGGAGGUGGUGAGGAACGUGCUGUACUCCUGCAGGACCAACAUCAACUUCAUCACCGAGAUCUUCAGACAGGCGUUCCUGUUGCCCAUGUGCGAGGCGGCGGCCAUGCGUAAGGUGGUCCGAGUGUACCAGGAGUGGAUCUCUCAGGAGGAGAAGCCGCCGUUCAUGUUAGAACCGGACGAGGACGAGCGGUACCUGGAUCAGCAGGAUUCGGUUCUGGAUCCCGGCGCCGAGAACCACCACGAGGAGCGAGGGCUGAAGAACUCUGAGAUGUUGGAGUACUGUGUACAUGCUGGACUUCAGUCUACACUACAGGUCUUCAUCACCCACUCUGCCAACGUCUUCCUGCUGGAGCCGGCCAAUGAGCUGAAGCCGCUGCUGGAGGAGCACAUCGACAUGUGCAAGCGUGUUCUGAACAUCUACCGCAGCCUGGUCAUGCACCAGAACAUGGACCAGAAAACAUGGGAGCAGAUCCUGUUAGUGCUGCUGAGGGUGACGGAGUGUGUGAUGAAGAGACCCCCCUCCAUCAUGCCUCAGGGGAAGAAGAGUAGCACCCUGUCAGGACGAUUAGCAGGAGCCAUUUUCCAGACUCUGAUCGUGGCUUGGAUCAAAGGGAACCUGAACGUCUUCAUAUCUCGGGAUCUGUGGGACGAGCUGCUCUCGGUUCUCUCCUCUCUCACCUGCUGGGAGGAGCUGGUCACCGAGUGGUCACUCACCAUGGAGACCCUGACCAAAGUGCUGGCACGCAACCUCUACAGCCUGGACCUGAACGAGCUGCCCCUCGAUAAGCUCAGUGAGCAGAAGCAGAAGAAGCACAAGGGCAAGGGCGGCGCACACGAGGGGCAGAAAAUGGUGGUGGAUCGUUCCUUCUCUAAGGGGUGGAGUCGCGACCCGCCCGGCCAGGCCGUAGCCAUGCGCCAGCGCAGCGCCACCACCGCCGGAUCUCCGGGGAUCGAGAAGGCCAGGAGCAUCGUCCGGCAGAAAACCGUCGCCUUGCGUAGCCGCUCGACGGGCGACAGUCUGUUAUCGGCGGCGUUUAUCCGCAGCGCUAAAAGCGCGCCUGUGCUAAUCCACCCCGUGCAACCUCUCCUUCCUGAUUCCGUCCUCGCCCCCCUCGCUGACGAGCUGUCAGACAUGGAGGACCCCCCACCGUCCCUCCGCGCCCCCCGUGCGCGCCACUCGUCCCAGAGCGAGGAGAGCCCGGCCAGCGAGGUCUUCUGCGUCUCGGCCGAGGCGGACCAGGCGCCCCUCCCGCGCAGCAGCAGCGCCUCCGACAUCAUGGAGCCUCUAGUGAAAGGUGCACUUCCUGUUUCUGACACACCUUCUCACACUGACCCCACCCCCUGCCCCUCCCACAGCCCCGCCCGCUCUCUGGACGCGGCCGGCGGCAUCUACGACCACCUGUGCCGGACGCCCGAACCUCAGCCCCUGUUUGUCCCCGACUGGACCUUUCUAGAGGCCACGCCUACUCUGUUCUCCGACGCCGGACUUGAAGACAGCGAUCUCGCCCUGGAGGGGGCGGAGCCUGUCUCGGAAGGAAUCCGGGGCGGAGUUUUGGCUGAAAAAGAGGAGGAGCCUGAGCCUGACCCGAACGAUCAAAGCUUCUACGAGUGUUUAGAGCAGUGCCAGUCCGAGGAACCGUCCAAUCAGAAGCCGUUACGUAGACGAGACGCGACCGAGCGUCAGACCGAGGCCGACUCCGCCUCGCCGGCCGGGCUCCGCCCCUCCCGAACGAAGAAGCGCCCCGGGAGCGGCGUCCACGUCUCUUUCCGUCCCUCCACAGAGUCGGUGCACUUCCUGAACCCGCUGGACCCCAAGGAGGCGCACUGGAAGAGUCGUCUCCGGCGGCUCGGACACUUCAGCGCCAACUCGCACCCCGGGGCGGCGCCGGGCUCCAAGCUCAGAGAGGGCUCCGAGGAGGGGGACGGGCCGCGCUCCCGCCAGCAGGGCGCGCUCUUAGGCGGCGUUUAUAAAUCGGUGGCUCACGCGCUGUCCAAACCCAGACAGGGUCACGGCAAGAGCGCCGCCUCGGACGCGCACCUGAAGGACCUGUACUCGCAUAUUAUCGGAUAUUUCGGGAGGAGAGCUCCAGCCAGUAAGGAUGAUCUGCCGCAGAAGAUGCGUCCAGUCUUGAGUGACGCUGAGAGCAGCAACCCGAACGUCAGUGACAUGAUGGACGAGUUUAUACAGGAGCGGCUCCGCGCCAGAGGAACCUCGGGAACGACGAGGCGUGGCAGCAGUCCUGGUAGUUUGGAGAUUCCCAAAGAUUUCCCGGACGCCCUGACGCGCCCCAGCUCCACUCGCCCCGCCGAUGACCCGGGCGUACCGUCCGAGUGGACGUCGCCCGCCAGCGCCAGCGGGAGUGACAUCAUCAGUUCCGACAGCCAAUCGGAUUCCUUCAAUGCCUUCCAGUAUGACGGCAAAUUUGAAAAUUUUAGCUAUGCCUCUGAUGUGUGUGCAGUGGGGUGUGUGGAGCAGGAGAGUGUGUGUGUCCCAGCACACCCAGUAGACGAACAGGAUCACUCCAGUCUGACCACGUUCCACAUCGACUCCGAAACCUCCAGUCUGAGUCAGCACGGCCUGUCCGCCGAUACCUUAACCAUCGCAGGUUCGGCGAGUGCAUCUCCUCUACACUCCCGCUCACACACUCCGUCUCCCGCCACACUCACCGCCGACCACGCCCAACAUAAAGAGCUGCAACUGGACGAGAAACUGCACCAUUCUGUACUGCAGACCCCCGACGACCUGGAGACAAGCGAGUUUGCCACCGAGGACUGCAGCGUGAUGGCGGGCGGCUCUCUGACCGGUUGGCACGCUGAUGUUGCCACGGUGAUGUGGAGAAGGAUGCUGGGAAUUCUGGGAGAUGUGAACUCCAUUAAAGAUCCGGAGAUCCACGCUCAGGUGUUCGAUUACCUGUGUGAGCUCUGGCAGAACCUGGCUAAGAUCCGGGAUAAUUUGGGAAUCUCUCUGGAUAAUCAGUCGUCUCCUCCUCCACCGGAUCUCAUCCCACCACUCAGGAUCCUCACGCCCUGGCUCUUUCAGGCCACCAUGCUGUCGGAGAAGUAUAAGCAGGGGAAGCUCCACGCCUAUAAGCUGAUCUGUAAGAUCAUGAAGAGGACGCAGGACGUGUCGCCCAACUCGGACUUCCUCACCCACUUCUACAACAUCAUGCACUGUGGCCUCCUGCACCAGGACCAGGACAUAGUGAACACCAUCAUCAAACACUGCUCGCCGCGCUUCUUCUCCAUCGGCCUGCCCGGAGCCACCACGCUCAUCCUGGACUUCAUCGCUGCAGCCAGCCGCGUGACGGCCUGCUCCUCGCUCAACGCCCCCAGGGUGGAGGCUCAGAUCCUGCUGGGGUCUCUGGUGUGCUUCCCCAAUCUGUACGACGAGCUCCCCGCCCUGCACCCCACCACCGCCGAUGUCAUCACGACCAAGUUCAAGGACGUCAAGGAACACAUAAUCAAACACAUUCUGGCCUCAGCCCGAGACGAACCCUCCGCCCCCGCCAGGUGUGUGGCGCUGUGUAGUUUGGGUAUCUGGCUCUGUGAGGAGCUGGUCCAUGGUACCCGUCACCCCCAGAUCAAAGAGGCUCUCAACGUCAUCUGUGUUACCCUGAAGUUUCCGAAUAAAGCCGUGGCUCUGGUGGCGUCGGACAUCCUGCACCUGCUCAUCAACUACGUGGAUCAUCUACAGAGGUUCCCUCCCGACACGCCCAAGAAAAUAGUCGAGAUUCUGAUCGCUACGAUCACCUACUUACUACCUACUACCGAGUCCUCGCCUCACGAACUGGAUAAGAGGCUGGUGGUGUCCCUCCUGCUGUGUUUGUUGGACUGGGUGAUGGCUCUUCCUCCAACAACCCUCCUGCAGCCCGUCCAGAGCCUUUCACAGAGCAAAGAGAAGGAGGACCGGACCGUCCUCAGUGCCAUCUACAAGGUGCUGCACGGGUGCGUGUACGGAGCCCAGAGUUUCGGGAACCUCCGCUACUUCCCCCUGAACCUGUCGGACCUCAGCAGUUCCACCUUCGACCCCUUCCUGGUGCUGGAGGGGCUGAAGGAACCCGAGCCUCUGCACUCGCCCGACUCGGAGCGCUCGGCCAAGAUCCAGCCCGUCGCUGAAGUGAGAAGCCGUAUGCAGCAGGGUCUGAUCUCCAUCGCCGCUCGGACCGUCGUCUCUCACCUCCUGAACCACCUGGGUCACUUCCCCAUGGGCGCCGGCGGUCCGGCCGCCCUCACCAGCCAGGUGUGCGAGAACCAGGACAACCCGUACUGCACGAGCGCCGACCUCGCCCCCGAGCUCUUCCACACCCCCAACCUGCAGUUCUUCGUCCUGAACGGCUCCACCCUGCUGUCCUGCCUGCAGAUCCGCCCGGACGACGACAUGCCGGCGGGUCUGCUGGCCCCCGACGCCCGCGUGCGCGUGGUCAUCAGGGACAUCUCCGGCAAGCACUCGUGGGAUUCGGCCGUCCUCUACGGCCCGCCUCAGUGCGCCGAUCGGGGGCCACGGGCACGCCCGGACGCGUGCUCCGACCCUCCGGGGGGCGACGGGGAGCGCAGCGAGGAGCGAGAUUCUGGAGGUGAGAAGGACGCCCCUCCGGAGGAGGACCAGGAGGAGGAGGCGGUUCUGGAGACGAUGGCGCCGCUGGCGAAGCGCCGCUGCUGUGAGAUGAUCCCGAGCUGGGACUCCCUGCAGGACGGCGAGGACGUUCUGGACGAGGUGCUGCAGUAUUUAGGAACCUCGAGUCCCGAGUGCCUCCAGAGAACCGGAACGCUGCUGAACGUCCCGGCUCAGCCGCCCUGCUGCGUCUCCGAGAAACAGGAGAACGACGUGAUCAACGCCAUCCUGAAGCAGAGCGCCGAGGAGUGGGACUUCACCGGGAAACACGGCAACGACCUCAACCUGAAGGCCCCGGAGCAGCCCGAGCCCACGCCCCGAAAAUCCCAGUCCGCCUUCUACUACUGCAGACUGCUCCUCAACAUCCUGGGCAUGAACUCCUGGGAGAAAAGGAGCAGUUUCCACCUCCUGAAGAAGAACGAGAAGCUGCUGAGGGAGCUGAAGAACCUGGACUCGCGACAGUGCCGCGAGACGCACAAGAUCGCGGUGUUUUACGUGGCCGAGGGUCAGGAGGACAAGCACUCCAUCCUGUCCAACACCGCCGGCAGUCAGGCGUACGAGGACUUCGUCUCCGGGCUGGGCUGGGAGGUGGACCUGACCAGUCACUGCGGCUUCAUGGGGGGUCUCCAGAGGAACAAGAGCACGGGGCUGACCAUGCCCUACUUCUCCACCUCCACCGUGGAGGUCAUGUUCCACGUGUCCACCCGCAUGCCGCCCGACUCGGACGACUCGCUCACCAAGAAGGUAAAACCUGACCUCUGUGUGACCAGAAGUGUGUGGACACCUGAGCACCCUCAUCUUCUCAGGAGGCUUUCCGCAGGGUUUUGGAGUGUGUCUGUGAGCAUUUGUGCCUUUUUAGCUUAUAAAAGCUUUUGGAAAUCAGGCGCUGACUUUAGACCACUUUAAAUGUGGGACUAGUAAUCGAAGGGUUGCAGGUUCAAGCCCCACUAUGGGCCCACUGUUGGGCCCUUAAGCAAGGCCCUUAAGUGUCAAGUGCUUAGAUAAAAAUACUAUCACGGUUCUGUAAGUCGCUUUGGAUAAAAGCGG
Trichomycterus rosablanca is the source of this 7045-nucleotide messenger RNA. RefSeq names its product Ral GTPase activating protein catalytic subunit alpha 1 (gene ralgapa1). NCBI's taxonomy places the organism in Eukaryota, Metazoa, Chordata, Actinopteri, Siluriformes, Trichomycteridae. Gene Ontology annotation, molecular function: GTPase activator activity. Gene Ontology annotation, biological process: regulation of small GTPase mediated signal transduction; positive regulation of GTPase activity. The transcript is spliced from 37 exons. Bases 200 to 6904 code for a protein of 2234 amino acids. Gene Ontology annotation, cellular component: cytoplasm; nucleus. The record is from RefSeq and is a predicted model, not a curated record.